UAAAUUAAGCUCCGUUCCGCGUUUUACCUACAGCUUUGACUUACACGCUGAUGCUUUUAAUUAGUUUCGCCGAGCCGACUGGCCUCCCGCGAUUCGCGACACAAAGCAAAGUUUUUAGGCUAUAAAAGCAGUAGUUUUAUUAAAGGCCACAAUAAUACAAGAAAAUGGCAUCUUCUCCACUUUUUUGCUUCCGACGCCCGUGAUGGAUCCAGUCCGUUAGAUGCCAGCUGCCGUAAAAUCCCAAAGAAGAAAUCCAGUCCGGGUUCUGCAUCUUUGACAAAAAACGGAAGUCGCUUUACUGGAAACGCGUUAUGUUGGUGUUUACUGUCACAAUCACGGUGCAUUUGUUCCUCGUCUUACCUUAAAAAUUAUCUGAAGGCAUGAUGCGUUUAACAUCUGUGUGUGCUGUUUUGAUCUGCUUUUCUGUGGUGGUCAGCAGUGUUCCCGUGAAUCAAAAUAAACAUCAAACAAAUGGUCAAAAUAAGAGUGUUCAGGUAGAGAAGACGGGCGCUCAGGGCGCCGGCGAGAAGACGGGCGCUCAGGGCGCGGGCGAGAAGACGGCCGCUCUGGGCGCCGGCGAGAAGACGGGCGCUCAGGGCGCCGGCGAGAAGACGGGCGCUCAGGGCGCCGGCGAGAAGACGGGCGCUCAGGGCGCCGGCGAGAAGACGGGCGCUCAGGGCGCGGGCGAGAAGACGGCCGCUCAGGGCGCGGGCGAGAAGACGGCCGCUCAGGGCGCGGGCGAGAAGAGGGCCGCUCAGGGCGCGGGCGAGAAGAGGGCCGAUCAGGUCGCGGACGAGAAGGUCGAUCAGGGCGCGGGCGAGAAGACGGCCGCUCAGGGCGCGGGCGAGAAGACGGCCGCUCAGGGCGCGGGCGAGAAGACGGCCGCACAGGGCGCCGGCGAGAAGACGGCCGCACAGGGCGCCGGCGAGAAGACGGCCGCUCAGGGCGCCGGCGAGAAGACGGCCGCUCAGGGCGCCGGCGAGAAGACGGCCGCUCAGGGCGCCGGCGAGAAGACGGCCGCUCAGGGCGCCGGCGAGAAGACGGCCGCUCAGGGCGCCGGCGAGAAGACGGCCGCUCAGGGCGCCGGCGAGAAGACGGCCGCUCAGGGCGCCGGCGAGAAGACGGCCGCUCAGGGUGCCGGCGAGAAGACGGCCGCUCAGGGCGCCGGCGAGAAGACGGCCGCUCAGGGCGCCGGCGAGAAGACGGCCGCUCAGGGCGCCGGCGAGAAGACGGCCGCUCAGGGCGCCGGCGAGAAGACGGCCGCUCAGGGCGCCGGCGAGAAGACGGGCGAGAAGACGGGCGAGAAGACGGCCGCUCAGGGCGCCGGCGAGAAGACGGCCGCUCAGGGCGCCGGCGAGAAGACGGCCGCUCAGGGCGCCGGCGAGAAGACGGGCGCUCAGGGCGCCGGCGAGAAGACGGCCGCUCAGGGCGCCGGCGAGAAGACAGCCGCUCAGGGCGCCGGCGAGAAGACGGGCGAGAAGACGGGCGAGAAGACGGCCGCUCAGGGCGCCGGCGAGAAGACGGACGCUCAGGGCGCCGGCGAGAAGACGGGCGGUCAGGGCGCCGGCGAGAAGACGGGCGGUGAGGGCGCCGGCGAGAAGACGGGCGGUGAGGGCGCCGGCGAGAAGACGGGCGGUGAGGGCGCCGGCGAGAAGACGGGCGCCAGUGAGGGCGGCGAGAAGACGGCGGGUCAGGGCGCCGAGAAGACGGCGGGUCAGAGUGAUGAAACAAACAAACACAUGAAAAUGGGUGACAAUAAGAGAGAGGAGAACGCAGAGAGCAGCCACUUCUUUGCCUAUCUUGUCUGUGCUGUUAUAGUGGUGGCCAUACUCUACGUCGCCAAUCACAACAGGCGCAAGAUCAUUGCUUUUGUUGUUGAGGGCCGAAGAGCACGAGAAUACCGGAGACCAAACACAUCUGGUUACCAAAAACUCGUUCAGCAUUGAGAAAGUCCAGUCACAGUUUGUUGGAUGAAUCGAAUGAAUAACUGUGACCUUGAGAAUCUUGAAAUGAUCCAUCAUCAGGCAAACAUCACCACACCAAUCAUCAUUAACUCCUACUGUUUAUAACCUAACGUUAUAUUAAUAAUGAUCAUAACUGUUCAGGACAUGUCACUGCCGACAGGUACAGUAUUUUGAAAAUGUAGUCUGUUAUAGUUCUUGGAGUCUUUAGGCUUUUAUGAUCUUCAUUUGAGUUUCAAGUGUUACACAAACACAAAGUUUGCUAUAUUGGUACAUGUUGGUCUCGUACACACUCUCGCAGACUUUCGGGAGUAACAACCGCAUUAAAAUGCGGGAGUGAAUCCCCUAAAUGUUCGUUUCAUGUCUGUACGGAACAAGACUCACUCCCGAAAAUGUGAUGAUUGACACAGAAAUAACCAUAGCAACGUUCUGCCGUCUCGCGUGCUUAUCACUCACAGCUUUGACCAAAAUAAUAACAGCAUUGUGUUUUGCAAUAAACCUCCGUCUUGGCGUUGUGUAUUUUACGUUUUUGUGAGGCUGCUUCACAGCGUGGAGCGUGUCUUGCAGUGUUGCCAGGUCCUCGUCUUUUUUGUACGUUAAUACCGUUUUGGCGCUUAACCGUUUAUGGCUUUUGGCUCAUGAAGCAAUCAAGUUUUUUGUGUUAAUAAAGUGUGAGGGUGCCGGUGUUGUGUCGAACUCAGUUCCCCCUAUGUUUCCCUUUAGUGUCGUGCUUUUAUAGCGUUUUCAUCACGUUACAUUUAGAAAGAUUAAAGAUUUGAAUUGGUUAUACUAAAAAGGCAUAAUAUCAUGUAUUUUAUAAUACAAUUUAUUAAAUAUUUCAUACAUUUGACAGUUUUCUAUUAGGGUAUUUCUUUUAAAAUAUAGCCUGUCUUUUUCUUUUUUUCCUUUACUGGUUGUUUUAAAAAUGUAAUGUUUGCAUACAUAAUUAAAUAAAUAUUAUACAUAUAAUAUGAUUCAUACUGUAAAAAUAAUUGACUUACCAUUAAGAACAAUACAGAUACAUUACAGAAAUGCACACAUAUACAUCUCAGUAGCCAUUAAAACUUUAAAUAUAUAAAUAAUAAAACCUAUAGCGUGAUAAAAACGCCAUAAAAACACUACACUGAAGGGAAAAAUAGGGGGAACAGACUUCGACACAACACCGGUCCCAAUAUUUUGAUCUUUGAGGUAAAGCAUUUAGAUUUAUUUCGGUUUAUUAUUGGAUUUUUCUUGUUCGCUGUUUUUUUAGUGCAAGAUCUGGCAACAAUAGUCAGCAAACGCUUGUGCCUCUGUCAUUUUCUGAAUCGCGCAUACAGAAGACUUUUUUCCUUUUCUAAGCAUUUAUUUUUUUAGAAGAGAGACCUGUCCUGUUUAUGAUGAACGUUUAAACACUUGAUUAACUACUAGUUGUUCAGUUCGGUUAUGUACACACUGUGCAGAGUUUUUUGUAAAUUCGGUUGUCACUACCUGCAUUUUGCGGGAGUUAAUUCGAUUGUAGAAUGCGGUUGUGAGUCCUGUAAAAUUACUGAACUGUGUGUGUACAGAACAGGAUUAAGUAUUAAAAGGUGAAGUGACAACCGAAUUGAUAUGCAGUGUGUACGGGACCGCUGUUGAUGUUUGGUUACAUCUGUUCUUUUGAGUAUUGAUGGUGGGUCGCAUUGUUUUCUAUGUAUCGUUUUAUUCAAAUCUAUUUCUAACAGAGAAGAUAUAUACAAUCUGUAUAUUUUUUUAAGGGAUAUAUUUGUUGCUUUCUCAUGACUAUGAAAAUUGUUUUAGGGGAAUGAAUGAGGGUAUGAUUGACGUUUUAAUUAUUCAGAGGGUUUGUUUCGUUUUUGCCUUAACUGAGCUCAUAAAAAUGUUAAUGAAUAAAAGUCAAUAAUAGGAAUGCACUUUCUCCCUGUGUAAAUAGGACACAAGCAGUUGGUCUUUUCUGGCUUUAAUGGGAUUUGACAUAAUGUGUUUUUUGUUAUGAAACAUCAUUUUUGAUUAAUUGAUUGGUCUAUAAAUGCUGUAUUUCCUUUACCUCUGUUAGCCCAGCCUUAGCUAUCCAAUUUGUGAAUUGUGAAAGUGCCAAAUGUAAACAGUUUUCAGGAAAUCUAUGCUGAUUAAAGAGUCGGAUGGCUAUGCAGACCUCUAAAUCAGAAAUUAAGAAUAUCGAGUGUAUUUAAUUUACUCUGUGCCAUGUCAUAAACAUGUCUUGUCCAUUGCAUAAACACUUUAUUGAGCGUGUACUGGAUUACCAGUCCUGCUUUAUUCACUAUGAAGUCUGUGUGUGGUAUCUAGCUUUACAUAAAAAUUCUUGAAAUCCUGGAUAUAAUUUGAAUUGUAAUGUGGUUUAAAAAUAUCUGAUAGGUUUUACUUGCCUAUGUACUGUGGUCUGUCUUUAAGCACUGUUGCAGCUUUUGCACAUGGGAGUAAAGUUUUGAAUUUUUCCUCCGA
Messenger RNA from Misgurnus anguillicaudatus (oriental weatherfish), 4400 nucleotides. NCBI's taxonomy places the organism in Eukaryota, Metazoa, Chordata, Actinopteri, Cypriniformes, Cobitidae. The record is from RefSeq and is a predicted model, not a curated record.